AAGUAGAAGUCUCAACAUCAUCUGUCAUUACACACUCAAUUUCAAACAAAAAUUGUGAUCUAUAUUUAGGUAUAUUUAACACGUUUAUCAGCGUUACCCAGAAGAUAAUUAAUACAUAAUUACUUAAUCUUUAAUAAAAUGGAAUGCAAGGACCUAAGACUCGAUACGGAUAGUGAACAAAUUGAUAAGGAAAUUGAAAAAGAACAGCAAGCAUGCAAGUUAUCCCCAUCUUGGAGCCCUAGAAAUCCCUUGGAAAACAUCAUUGAUUGCCGCGAGAAGUCAAUUGUGGAAAACAUAAAUGCAGACCAAGAUGCAAUUGCCAAAAUCCAAUAUCUUAGUUUAGAACAUGCCAAGUUGGAUAAGUAUUUACAUAAUCACGAGCAGGAUGCAUCACUUCGCAAGUAUUUGGUCGUUGGAGUUCAUUGGGUUUCUCUGCUUACGGAGCAUGUGCUGAGCCAUCCGUUUCUGGUAUUGCGUUGGCAGUGUCAGGUUUAUAAUGCCUCCAAGUGUUACCACUUGCAUCCUUUCACCCUGCUGCCCUGUAUUGUCCAUUUGCACAGACGCCAGGGACUAACUACACUAUGGAAGGGAAUGGGCAGUUGCCUGCUUGUGCGUGGAAUGUCCUGCGCCAUUGACGAUGUAAUAUCGAAACUCAGCAGUUGGCCCAAGGAACUGGAUAGUCGAACGACCUUAAAGCGAUUUGGCCAGCAUGUCCUUCUGAAAUGUGUGAGCAUCGCUCUGGUUUCACCCUUCCACGCCAUUUCCUUGGUGAAGACAGUGCAAAGCGAUAUCGCCAGCGAAAAAACAGGACUUCUUGAUGUCCUUCGGGAAGGAGGGGCUCGCCUGUUCUCGUGGAGGUCCCCACAAAAUACUCGAAUGCUACCAACUUGGGCAUUAAUCGGUCCUAGUGUGUCAAUUGGCAUUACAAAAUAUCUCUUCAACUUGUUAAUACAUGGCGUUUCCACUCGAAUGAUGCAGAGGAGAAUUCAAGAGAAUCGGUAUAAAAAGAGCUGCGACAUUAAGCUGGAACACCAAAAUGCAGAAACUUAUGCGGGACUUAUAGCCACGCUUACCACUGAGGUCGUAUUCUUCCCACUCGAAACCAUUCUGCAUCGUUUAGAAUUGCAGGGUACGCGGACAAUAAUAGAUAAUCUUGAUACUGGAUAUUCAGUUGUCCCGGUUUUGACAGACUAUCGUGGAGUUUUCGAUUGCUACACGGUAACAGUAAUUUCAGAGGGAGCUGCUGGACUAUACAAAGGCUUCGGAGCAAUGAUCCUGCAAUUUGUGGCCCAAGUUGCUAUAAUUAAACUGGCCAAGUGGACAGCAGAUCAAAUAUCUGCUGGUAUAUUGAAUCGUCCAACAUCCCGCAUAGUACAGCCCUAUAAUUUGGAUGGUCUUUCCUGCAACAAGAGCUCUACAACAUUAUCGCCAAGCAUUUCCAGCAUCGAUGUAGAUCUGACGAGCUUAGGAAAGUAUUCACUAGAUGAGUAAACCUCUGUUUGUAAUUUUAAAAAAUAUUUAUAAUCACUUAUAUUGUUUACUAGCGAAGUAUGCGAUAAACCAUAAGAAACACCUUUGAAGUGUUUGCUAAUUAAAUUUACAAUUUCUAAAGUGAAUGGUAUAUACCAUUUAAACAGAAUCGAAAACUAAGCAAGAUUAAGUAUUGGCUAUUAAAUCUAACAUCGGUUUAUUAAACGUUGUGGACAAAUCAUUGUGUAUUGAGGCCUCACCUAUGCUAAUUUAUGUGCAGCCACUGCACUGUUGACUACUAGAGGCCUUCAACUAUUAUUUAACUAUGUAUAUGUCCUGGACAAUUGGUUUUCGCAAAAUUCUCCGAUUGUUUGUUUUUUGGCCCACACUCAGAAGGGCAGUAGAACUUACCACGAUAAUUUAAAAUUACAAUUUGCAAUGAUGUGCUGCAGAUACUCGAAAUCGCUAGGAUUGCGUUUUUAUGUGUUGUUUGUGUGCACGUAAUGCACAUAAAGUUGCUGCUUCGUGCCCCAGAAGCCGUAAAGCCAAUUCGCAGGACACCACACGGCGUAUACUUAAUACACACGUAUGCAACGCGUGACUGCUGCCAGGAUCCAAGGAUGUGAGUCGAAGGAUGCCAAAGAAAUCAACUUAAAAUGUGCAAAUUGUUUAUACUGCGACCCCUCUGCGGCCGAAAAACACACAACAUAUAUGUACGAGUAUGUAUAGUAUGCUGGCCGGAAUGGGUUAAAGUAUGUACCGGACAUUGAAUAAGAUUAAUGAAGGUUUUGCCUCUGGUGUUUCGCCUUUUUUAUGAAUGUUUGGUUUCGGUUCGGCCGCCUGCUGCGGUAUGGUGGUUGGACCGCAGAAUGAUGCCGUUGCCCCCGCUGCUAAAAUAUUUUUGCAGUCGGCCUCGGCUUGUUCUGCAGCAGCUGUAAACGAAAAACAUAUUUCAAUGAUGCAUGAUGCACCCCAAAAACAACAUCGACCGGGCGGUGCCUACCCGUCCUAGCAAACAAUAAGGAACAAACCCACCGAACAGUUUGAGCCGGGCUCAGAAGAAGAUGGAGACGAAGCUUAUGGCCACAAACAACUGUCAGGGACACGUUGCGAAAUGUGAAAAUUUUAUUGGUCUGUCAGGGAAUUAUAUAUCAGAAACGAAAAAGAAUGAAUAUUGCUUUUUAAAUGCUGGACUUUAACUGAAAAUUGUAGGAGUUUUUUUUACCAAUUUAAAGCUGUUUUUCCGUACUCAUUUCAUUGUUCUGCACCAAAAUUAAUUCGGCUAUAAUAAUUAAAACCUAAAGGAAGUAUAUAAGUAUAUAA
Drosophila yakuba is the source of this 2793-nucleotide messenger RNA. RefSeq names its product solute carrier family 25 member 46 (gene Slc25A46b). Bases 139 to 1491 code for a protein of 450 amino acids. The record is from RefSeq and is a predicted model, not a curated record. Gene Ontology annotation, biological process: mitochondrial fission; mitochondrial membrane fission. Gene Ontology annotation, cellular component: mitochondrial outer membrane. Lineage: Eukaryota; Metazoa; Arthropoda; Insecta; Diptera; Drosophilidae. The transcript is spliced from 2 exons.